CACCUGCUUUUUAAAAUACUUGCAGAGUUCUUGAUCAAACUGCAGGAUUUUUACAAGGUGGAGUUCAGCUGAGACUGUCUUUGGCUGUCCAUAAACUGUGAAACAGAAGGAUGCAGAAGACUAUCCCCUGCAUUUUUGUCCAUGAGUGAUAAGAGCACAAGAUCAUUAAUACAAGACUGCUGCAAAGAUGAGUUCAGAGGAGAAGAGUAUAUCUCCAGCUCACAAAACAUCCACUCCAUCACAUAGAAGUGCCUCCUCCUCAUCAUCGUCUCAGAGAGACAGGAGGCAGAGUGUUCAUAUUUUGGAGCGAAAGGCUUCUUCAGGAAGCACAGACCCUUCUUUAAGCAAGCAGUUCCUUGAAAGUGAUCAUCUCUCUCUAUCCAAGGAGCCUGACAGCUGGGAAAUCAUAGAGGGUCUGAAAAUAGGCCAGACCAAUGUGCAGAAGCCAGACAAACAUGAGGGUUUCAUGCUGAAGAAGAGAAAAUGGCCAUUAAAAGGUUGGCACAAGAGAUUUUUUGUCCUGGAUAAUGGAAUGUUGAAAUAUUCAAAGUCACCAAUUGAUAUACAGAAAGGAAAGGUCCAUGGGAGCAUUGAUGUUGGUUUAUCAGUCAUGUCUAUAAAAAAAAAGGCUCGUAGGAUAGAUCUUGACACAGAAGAACAUAUCUAUCACCUAAAGGUGAAAUCACAGGAUUCGUUUGAUGCAUGGGUUUCAAAGUUGCGGCACCACCGGUUGUACCGUCAGAAUGAGAUUGUGAGGUCUCCCAGGGAUGCCAGCUUCCACAUAUUCCCCUCAGCAUCUACUACAGAGUCUUCACCAGCUGCCAAUGUGUCAGAUGGAAAGGUGCAACAAAAUAACUUCCCCUGGCAGCCUCCUAUACCUUGCAGUAACAGCCUUCCUGUCACCUGCACUACUGGUCAGAGUAAAGUAGCAGCCUGGUUGCAGGACUCUGAAGAGAUGGACAGAUGUGCAGAAGAUCUUGCUCAUUGUCAGUCUAACCUUGUGGAGCUCAGUAAACUUCUUCAAAAUUUAGAAAUACUACAGAGGACUCAGUCAGCACCAAAUUUCACAGACAUGCAGGCUAACUGUGUAGAUAUUUCAAAGAAAGACAAGCGGGUCACGAGACGAUGGAGAACAAAAAGUGUCAGCAAAGAUGCAAAAAUUCAACUUCAGGAAGGGCCGGCACCGAAGGGCCAGUUCAGCACAACACGACGCCGGCAGAGACUGGCAGCUGCCGUGGCUACAACAGUCCCUUUCAGUGCUACGAUGUCACCUGUUCGAUUGCAUUCAUCCAACCCCAACCUCUGUGCAGACAUUGAGUUUCAGGCUCCCCCAAGCCAUGUGGCAGACCCUCUGGAGUGCUCUACUGAGUACAUGAAGCUUCAAGAAGAAUUCUGCUUGAUGGCACAAAAAGUGCAUUCUCUUUUGAAGUCUGCCUUUAACAGCAUAGCUAUAGAGAAGGAGAAGCUUAAACAGAUUGUUUCGGAGCAGGAUCUUACAGGCCACAAUGCUCAAAUAGCUCACCUCAGACAGUCCCUCUCUCAGGCUCUCAACCAGAAUGCUGAACUAAGGAGUCGCUUGAACAGAAUACAUUCAGAAUCUGUUAUUUGUGAUCAGGUUGUCAGUGUAAAUAUUAUUCCUAGUCCUGAUGAGACAGGUGAACAAAUUCAUGUCAGUUUGCCACUGUCUCAGCAAGUUUCUAAUGAAAGCAGGCUCUCUAUGUCUGAAUCUGUUUCAGAGUUCUUUGAUGCACAGGAAGUGCUUCUGUCUGCCAGCUCGUCAGAAAACGAGGCUUCUGAUGAUGAAUCUUAUAUCAGUGAUGUGAGUGACAAUAUAUCUGAGGACAACACCAGUGUUGCAGACAACAUUUCUCGGCAAAUUCUUAAUGGUGAGCUGACAGGAGGCGCGUUCAGAAAUGGACGGAGGACUUGUCUCCCAGCUCCCAGCCCUGACACCAGUAACAUCAAUCUGUGGAAUAUUUUGAGAAAUAACAUUGGCAAAGAUCUUUCCAAAGUAUCCAUGCCAGUUGAGCUAAAUGAACCUCUGAAUACCUUGCAACAUCUUUGUGAAGAGCUGGAAUACAGUGAACUCUUGGACAAGGCUGCUGAAACAGAUGAUCCUUAUGAGCGCAUGGUUCUCAUAGCUGCCUUUGCAGCAUCAGGCUAUGCCUCUACAUACUUUAGAGCGGGAAGCAAGCCAUUUAACCCUGUGCUUGGUGAAACUUAUGAAUGUAUUAGAGAAGACAAAGGAUUUCGAUUUUUCUCAGAGCAGGUUAGCCACCAUCCUCCCAUUUCGGCCUGUCACUGUGAAUCGAAAAACUUUGUGUUUUGGCAAGAUAUCAGGUGGAAAAACAAAUUCUGGGGGAAAUCAAUGGAAAUUCUGCCUGUUGGAACCUUGAAUGUGACUCUUCCAAAGUACGGAGAUUACUAUGUCUGGAACAAAGUCACUACUUGUAUACAUAAUAUUCUUAGUGGAAGGAGAUGGAUAGAACACUACGGAGAGAUAACUAUCAGAAACACAAAAAGCAGUGUUUGUAUUUGUAAACUCACUUUUGUCAAGGUGAACUACUGGAAUUCCAAUGUAAAUGAGGUCCAGGGUGUUGUGAUAGAUCAAGAAGGGAAGGUGGUUCACCGCCUUUUUGGAAAGUGGCACGAAGGCCUCUACUGUGGGGUUGCACCUUCAGCCAAAUGCAUAUGGAGGCCAGGCUCCAUGCCAACCAAUUAUGAGCGUUAUUACGGCUUCACAAGGUUUGCUAUUGAGCUCAAUGAAUUAGAUCCUUUACUGAAAGAUCUUCUUCCUGCAACAGAUGCACGAUUCAGGCCAGAUCAAAGGCUUCUGGAGGAAGGAAAUAUAGAAGCAGCAGCAUCUGAGAAACAAAGAAUAGAGGAACUCCAGAGAGCUCGGAGGCGGUACAUGGAAGAAAACGGCAUUGAAUAUGUACCCAAGUUUUUUAAAAAAGUAAUUGACGCUAAUCAAAGAGAAGCCUGGGUUACCAAUGAAACCUACUGGGAACUGCGAAAGGAUCCUGGCUUUAGUAAAGUAGACAUUCCUGUACUCUGGUGAACUGAGAAUGUAGACCUAGUAAACAUAUCACUCUGAAGAAAAAAAAUAACUAUGCACAAUAUGUUUCUUAUAGCUAAGCGUGGUUUGUGGGUCUACGGAAAAACCAUAUCAUAUGCAUUUAUAUUCAUCUUUAUAAUGGACUUUUGGAAGUGCAUUAGACCAGGCCCCUGACCACUUCUGGAUCUUUCUAAUUUUGCAGCAGCCAUCAAAACUAAAAAAUAAAAAAAAAAAGAAAAAAAAGGAAACAGAACCCUUUUGAAGUUUCAUACGCCGAAAAUUCAGAAAUAAAGAAGCAGAUGAAGUAUCCAAAGUCACUCGGAAGAGGUGGUAAGCGCAAAACUGCAACCGGUGCUUUAAACAGACAUUAAGAGUAAUACAAUUUAAAGUAAAAAAAAAAAAGAAAAAAUAGAAAAAAGUUCCAUUUUGUUUCAACUAUUUUUGUUAAAAACUCUUGGGUCACAACACUGUCAUUUCUGGCUUCAGGUUAGUCCUUUGGUGUGAUAUGCUUGGACUGGCCUUUGUCAAAAAGAUGCUUUUCUGGAAGCUGUUCCCAUUCAUAUGCCAUUGUUCAUGCCUUAACAAAAUAUGAAGAUGUACAUUAAGUAAUUUUAAAAUAUCUAUGCUUAGGCUUGUGUGAAGGGCAGAUUUUUAAAGCUCUAGAAUUUUAUCACAAUAUAAAUACUGGAAGACCUGCUUUAUUUGAAAUCAAAAGAUAACCAAACAUCCAACUGCAUUUCAGAGGUAUGAGACCUAGUGCACAUGCUUUAGCUUUGGGAUGCUGACUGUAUAAUCAGACUGAAAAGAAACUGCUAGCUGGUUGAAUUUCAGUUUUGGUAAAUGCAUAUGAGUUGCUAGUCAGAAAGUUCAUAUUCUAAAUGACUGAUGCUGAGAUGCAGUCAUCACAUUUAGUACUGCCUGGACACAGAUCUCUCAGUGAAUCUCAUUUUCCCCUAACUGUUUAUACAAUUAGAAAUCCCUGAAGCUUUGCAACAGUGUUAAAAGCACAGAAGGAUUUCAUGUGAAGGUCUCUGGCUUCUCUCCAGAAGCUGGAUAGUACUGUAAAUGCAACUGUUUUCUGCCACACACUAUGUUUAUUUUCCUGGCUCUGUUUUUUCCCCAUCCACUUUUCUUAUCUAAAAUUAUGUUGUAGAGUAUGGCAGAGGUUCCCAUGUGUUAUAGCUAACAACUUCUACUUGUGUUGCCAAAACAGCUCUUGUGCAAAAUAUACUUUACAUUUUUUCAUAAAAUGGUUCUAUAUUUUUUGAUUUUAAAAAGUCUCUUAUGUGUCGCUAAGCCUCAGUUAAUAUAAGUGGGAGAAGACUUGGCACUUUCUAUUUGAAAAUCUCUGAAACAUUAAACAAUAGGAGGGCAGAUCUUAAUAAAAGAAACAAACAGUAAUUUGUUAGAUAAGAGCUACAUUCCAUAUGGUAUGAUCUAGUCUUCCAUUUGUGCAUGUGUUACACAUCCCACCACUGGUGAUGGGUUAGAUUUCAUGCACAGACUCUGUAUUCCUUUCUGCACAUACAUAACAUAUGAUUUUUCUAUUUGAGAUUCCAGUCCUGAGACCAAAAAUAAAAUUACUAGAUAGGUAUUUGGUCUGCCAGCAGAGCUGCUUGAACAGUUGUCAGUGCAUUACCACACACCCCCAGCUCUCAGCCUGCUUCUUCCUUUUUCCGAGUCAGGUCCCCAUACAACUGAGAUUACUUUGGUGAUUUAAGAUAAAUUUAGACCUCCCUGUUAAUGGUAUAGCAAAGUAACUAGCAGGGCAACUAGCUGUUAAUCAGUUCCAAUUUCUUCACACACUUCUGUUAUCAGAAAGAACUAUGAAAACCUACAGAAAAUAUUAAGUAGACUUUUUAUGAAUUGAGACUGCACGUGAAUUUUUAAAAAAAAUUUGGUAUAAAAAUCCCUAUGUAGAUUAAUGGGAUUUCUUCCAAAGAAAAUUUUAAGUUAUUCAAAGAAUGUUAUCUUUCUCUUUCCUAGUUGAACCUAGUCUGAUUUAUUCUUUAGUUCUGCAAUUGUUAUUAUAAGAAAAUGAAAAUAUAUCAAAAGAAAGUUGAUUUUUUAAAUAAUAUUUAGUUAAGGUCAUCCUGCUUGCUUUAACAAUAUUACACUAGGAAUCAAAUUGGCACAUUGUGUGUAAAAUAGCAAUUAAUUAUUCUAUGUAGUUUUCUUUAAAGCCAACUCUAUUAAACAUUUGCCCAUCCUUUGCUCC
Molecule: messenger RNA, 5276 nt
Organism: Agelaius phoeniceus (red-winged blackbird)
Lineage: Eukaryota; Metazoa; Chordata; Aves; Passeriformes; Icteridae
Source: RefSeq, a predicted model, not a curated record